AUUAGCUUUCUUUCUGCGCGAGACAGUACCACGCCUAAACUACAAUAGAAGUGUUGCAACAUCUCACAUCCCACCAAGACAUCCAACACCAGCAAUGUCUUCGCGCACCUGCUCUACUCUGCCUAGCUACUUGCUACAUCUCCUUCCUAUACUCUCUCUAUCUCUCUUUCACACCAUCUACCGCUAUACCAAGCAUCUAAACCUAUCAACACUGUCAAGGAGGAGAUCCAAAUGCCAAAGUCAAACAAACAGACUAAUAAAUGCCGCGGCCGUACUCCGUACCCAAAAACUCGCAUCUUCGAUCCUCCUCCCGGCUUCACACCUUCUUGUCCCAAUCCAGCAUGGGCGGCUCAUCCACUUACAGUCUACGAACAAUCUCAAUCUCUAAGCGAUUUCCUCAGAGAUUUGAGAAAUGGCGUUACUGGACCGCCUGAUGAUCCCACUGUUGAUCCCGAACAAUCAGCGCCAGCAGAGGUGAGAGGUGGUGACGCGGGUGGAGGAGCAGGAGAAUAUCCUGGCCCUGAUAUAGGAGGCCGCAUCAUGGAAUCUGGCCCUCCCGAAUCUCCAGGAGAGGACUUGGAUUUCACAUGGAUCGUCGAGUAUCCGGGAGGAGGUUCAGAAACUCUGAGAUUAGAUGGUGGUAUCGACAAAGAGGUUGUUGAUGAACCGAACAAGGAAUCACAAAACAACCCAGAGAACAAAGGUCAAGACUCCAAUCAAGCUUCGCCUGUGAUUCCCGUCGACUUGCCUGAGUUUCCAAUCUUCGAACCUGCACCACACGAACCAAUAUCACCUCCAGAAACACCAGAACAACAAAAGCCUCCACCACCAAAUCUGGAUCCGAUAAUAUUCUCCACCGCCUACGAACGGGAUCUUGCUCAACAACUCAAAGAGUACAAUGAAAAUACACCCUGGCCUGUCACUCUCGGCGAGAAACUCUCUCCAGCGCCGGCAUGGCAUGCAGAAUGUCCGGAGGGCUAUGAACCCAUACCAUGUGCCGGAUAUCCUCUCGAGAGAAGACAGCGUCAGCUCUGGCUUCCGGCGGGACAUGAUCAGAGUAUUGAGAGAGACAAGGCUGGCCAUUACUGUCUUGACUUGCCAGAGUGGGACAGAUGUGUGAUGGGUAAAUGCAGUGGUUGUGAGAUUUGUCGUCCGGGCUAUCGGGGUUGAUCUCGGGAAUGGGCAGACAUUCCCUUGUGACCAAAAUGCUCAUGGUUGCUCAGCUGUUACAGUCGUCACACAAAGUAGGAAUCGCGUUACGGAGAGACAUCAGCGGAGAGGCUAGCUUUCCCAGAUUCAUCAUGUCUUGAUCUGGAGAUAGAUGUGACAGAGGUUAGCACACACACAGACGAAAGAGUGCCCCCGGAUAAUGGCAGCCUGUUGCAAUAGCUUGCAAGUCUAUAAAUCAAGUUCGAUU
Aureobasidium subglaciale EXF-2481 is the source of this 1417-nucleotide messenger RNA. RefSeq lists its product as uncharacterized. The transcript has a single exon. The record is from RefSeq and is a predicted model, not a curated record. The coding region runs from base 232 to 1170 and encodes 312 amino acids. Lineage: Eukaryota; Fungi; Ascomycota; Dothideomycetes; Dothideales; Saccotheciaceae.